This is a messenger RNA of Trypanosoma conorhini, 3465 nucleotides long. Its product is annotated as putative mismatch repair protein MSH4. The record is from RefSeq and is a predicted model, not a curated record. Gene Ontology annotation, biological process: mismatch repair. The transcript has a single exon. The coding region runs from base 1 to 3465 and encodes 1154 amino acids. Gene Ontology annotation, cellular component: nucleus; MutSalpha complex. Gene Ontology annotation, molecular function: ATP-dependent DNA damage sensor activity; mismatched DNA binding; ATP binding. Lineage: Eukaryota; Euglenozoa; Kinetoplastea; Trypanosomatida; Trypanosomatidae.
AUGUGCCAGCAGAAACCCGGUGUCCGCUACUCCGCCCCCUUUAUUUCCGCCGCAGAUGUCCCGCAUCGUUCCCGGCUCCCUAACCUUUUGCGUGACGAGGCCUCGUUUCUUCCCGCGGCGCCGGGGGGAGGCUCCGUGCCCGCCGCGCCCUCGUCGUUCGGCCGUCUUUUUCAGCCUCUGACCCCCGCCGCGCCCCGGCAGCGCGCCGAUGUUCUUGCCACCGACACCACGGCGCCGCUGCGGACGCGGACGGCGACCACGACGCUGUCGGCGGCGAAGCGCUCCGGGACGAGCCAAGGCGCCGGCGACUGCAUCGCGGCCCUCAUCGACAACCGCACCAACGAGGUGGGCGUGGCCCUGUGCCAGUUUCCGUCCCUGGCGGUGGUCAUCACACAGUACGGGGACAGCGUGGCCUUCGCCAAGACCCUCUCCUUCGUGUUCUCCCGCAACCCCGUCGAGGUGCUUGUGCCGGAGACGGCGGUGGAGAAGAAGCUUGUGCAGACGCUGCUGCGCCACUUUCGCGACAUCACCUUCACAGGCGUGCAGCGCCGCACCUUCGACGAGGCCCGCGGCGCCCACCGCCUGCUGGAGCUCAUGUCAACCGACGAGGCCUGCCUGGAGGUUGGGAACACGGACCGCUACCUCUGCGUGGCGGCCGCCAACGCCCUCGUCGAGUUUCUGGAGACGACGUACAACUACACCCUCCUCCCGCACACCGUGCGAGUGCAGUACGUGGCGCUGGAAAAUUACAUGGAGGUCUCUCGGCUCGCCGCGCGGGCGUUGCAGCUCAUCCCCUCCGGCCCGCCACUCCGCGCCCAUCGCGGUGGCCCGCGGCAGGAGGAGGCUGCGGGGGCCGCAAGCAACACGCGCACGGCCCGCAAGACACUCUUCCGUGGCGCAUGCGAUCCGCAGCAGGGCGCCCCGAUGCUGCCGCUUGUGGAGGUGCUCAACCACACAGUGACAGGUGUGGGUCGACGACUGCUGCGCUCCACAAUUCUGCAACCGCUGCGGGACCCCACCAGCAUUGAGCUUCGCUACGACAGCGUCGAGUGGCUGCGGCACGACGAGGAGGCGCUGACCGCGCUGCGGCGUUCCCUGCAGCUGCUUGGCAAAGAAGACCUGGAACGCGCCAUAUCCUGCUUUUCGCAUGAGCCAAAGGUGCAGACUCUCAAGGUCAUGCAACAGCGAAUUGAGGCUGUUGUGACGCUGUGGCAACUGCUGCGCGCCGCCACGCAACUUGCGGCUACUCUGCGUGAACACUUGGGCAUUGACAAGGGCACGGCGAGGGAUCGCAGUCAUGACGGCUGCCCCGGUAGCAGCACUGACGACAAUGAGGGUAAUGAAAGCGAUACGGAGGAUUCUCUUUGCGAAGAGCAGUUGGGACGCAAGAGGCGCAGAUUUGAUGACGCAUUUCAAGGGCCUCAAAGUGGUGCGACAACGCCUCCCCGCGACACGGAUGCGGGGGCGCCUGCGGUUGCUGUAAAGAGCCGUCGCUGCACGAGUACGCUCCUCUGUAAGCUUCUGGAGACUCUGACUGUCUGCCGUAUGGAGGAGAUCUGCAGCGCGAUUGCCGUGCGCCUGGACGAAAGCAUCGUGCGCGCCACCAGCGGCAUGGGCGCACAGGCCGGAAAUGGGGUGACUCCGCGGGCACGACGUCCCGGUCAUGCCAUCCUUCAAGUGCAGCACUGCUUUGCCGUGAAGCCCAACAUCAGCGGCACCCUCGACAUGGCUCGCUACCAGUACAGUCAAGCCAUCGGCUCGAUGUUUGAUCUAGCAGAGGAGCUAAAACAAAGGCACGGUGUUGGGUCCCUGCGUGUCGUCUAUGACGGUGUCCGCGGUUAUCACUUUUCCUACGAUGCUCGCCAUGAGUGCAAUGCGCCUGAUGCCGUCUUCCUGCAGAAAUACUCUGGCGGAAGUCAUUACUCACUGUACAACAGCAGUUGCACGAUGAUGAUGAUGGCAGACGAAGAGGAGAGGGGGGAGACACGGGCCCUUGACAGGGACGAUGACGUUCACGGCGGCGGUGGGAGCAGGCUCCACGCUGUGGCCACCGGCAGCACCUCGCCUCUGCGCGAGGAGUACGCAUCCGUGCGCCAGAGCCGUCGCCGGCCGUUUUCUGCCUUCGAGGCCUCCGCGUUGGCAGGUGGGGAGCAGCAGGAGUGCCGUGGAGAGCACCAACUCACAAAGCACCAGGUGCGUGGCAGGCGGGUGACGUGCACGACCACAGAGUUGCUGGCCCUUCGCCGCAACGCGGAGGACGCGGCGGCGGAGAUCCUUUGCACACAGGACGGCCUUGUGCGCCUCCUCAUCGAUUACCUCCGACAACGCCUGGGGAAACUGCAGGCCGUGUGUGACGCCGUCGCCAUGUUAGACCUGCUGGUGACCUUUGCGACGUACUCUCGUCUUAACGGCUGUGUCCGACCGACGUUGUUGAAGUCUGAAAGGCCGUUGGGGGUCGGCGGCGGCGGCGGCACGUAUUUCUUGGAGGCCCGCCACCCAGGUGGGCUGUCGACGGCGAACAGCAUCCGGUGGGACGCGGGCGCCAACGUGCUGCUUGUCACAGGGCCUAAUGCCGCGGGGAAGACGACCCUGCUGCGCCAGGUAGGUCAGCUGAUUGCGCUUGCGCAAAGUGGGUGUCUUGUUCCGGCUAAGGCUGCCGCACUGCGUCCGUGUGACAGACUUAUUGCCCACAUGCUCUGCGACGACCCCGAGGACACGUCCAGCUCGGCGUUUGGAAAGGAGAUGCGGGAGCUCUCGUAUUUGUGCCUGCACGCCACGCGAGAGAGCGUGGUGUUGGUGGAUGAACUCGGACGACGCACUUCCGUGCGAGAGGGGGCCGCGAUUGCCCGGGCGACGGUGGAGUUCCUCGCUGAGACACGUUGCCGCAGCGUCUUUGUGACGCACUUUGGCGUCUUGACGUGCCUGGAAGGCCUUUCCGCGGGUGGGGUGAGAAACUACCACCUUGCGGUGGGCACUGAGAGCAGCGACAAGGAGCAGGCUGCAGCUGCAGAUGCGACGAAAACGUCGGGCCGCCCGAUGUGCACUCUCCGCUUCGAGUACAGACUGCUACCCGGUCCUUCGCAGGUGGAUCACUAUGGGCUGCGUCUUGCGGCGCGUGUUGGCUUCUUUCCCCCAGCGCUCGACCUCGCCAGGCGGCUGCUGCCUCUGAUGGGCGGGGCGGGGGAGGCGGGACAGCCCAGUGACGACGUUGGCCACGGCGCGACUGCCCCGGAGGCCGAGGAUGGGUCCGUCGGCAGCGGGCAUGCGACGACGGUGGCGUCUGAUGGGCGCAACGCCGGGAAGCCGAUGGAGGAUGAGGAGCACGACGGCGCGGACGACGAUCCUGCCCGCCCCGCCGAGGCGAACGGGAGGCUUUCAGGUGCCACAGGCGUCUCCAGCAUUGUGGUGGUGAGUGAGGAGUCAGACUUCUCGGAGGUGUUGCGGGAAUUUUCCUUGACGGUAUAA